Messenger RNA from Drosophila hydei, 564 nucleotides. RefSeq lists its product as uncharacterized. The transcript is spliced from 2 exons. The coding region runs from base 124 to 387 and encodes 87 amino acids. The record is from RefSeq and is a predicted model, not a curated record. NCBI's taxonomy places the organism in Eukaryota, Metazoa, Arthropoda, Insecta, Diptera, Drosophilidae.
AGUUGCUUUCAAUUCUUUGGUCUUUUUGAAGGAAAAUAAAUUUUAAGAAAACUAUAUUUGGACCAAUAAGAAAUUCAAACAAGAUAUUUCGGUUAGUUUUCAGUUCUAUCGUGUUGCCAGAAUAUGUCUUCACAGUUUGAUGUUGAGAAGUGCGGAGGCGAAGGCUCUGAGGCGACCGGUGCUGCUGCUGUCAUUAACUCCUUGACCAGUGAAAUGUGCCUCGAUCUGAAGCCCUCUCCUAAGCAAACCUGCAUUCCAUUGCAUCAGCGUCAUCGGUUGGUAAACUCUGAAACCAGUGUAAAUUCGAAAAAAAUGGACAUUGAUAUGCCGGACAAGUCCUGGUCGGUGUUAUAUAUCGGCGCCAAGAAGGAUAAGCAUUUCGAGUAGUGACUAAACUGUGUGAUGCAUUCGAAACCAACAACAGCACCAAAGUAACUGUAAUUAAGCUAACAUCGGCUCAUCAUAUAGACUGCCAAAUGAUUGUGAUUGACUUGUGCCCCUCCACAACGUUCAGUCACCCAUACUUUAAUAUAUACAAAUUUCCACUUGUGCCAGUGCAUGCUA